UGGUGGUGGAGGGGGCUGCUGCUGGUAUUGGAGGGGGCUGUCAGCAUGGGCUAGAGCCAGGGGCAGAAGAGGAAGCUCACUGACAACAACCACCCCCCCUGGGACACAGCAUGGAGCUUAUGGAGCAAGAAACCCAGCAGCAGCUGAUACCGGAGGAGUUACCCCUGUUUCAGGCUCCAGACCUGGGAGAAGAUGCCGGCCUUUACAUGGAGUUUAUGAUGAAGAGUCCCUGUUACGACGCUAUCCCGACAAGCUGCAAACUGGUCGUGUUUGACACGUCCCUCCAGAUAAAGAAAGCGUUCUUGGCUUUAGUGGCUAACGGAGUGCGAGCCGCUCCUCUCUGGGACAGCAAAAAGCACUGCUUCGUUGGGAUGCUGACGAUCACCGAUUUCAUUAACAUUCUGCACAGAUAUUACAAGGCCCCGCUGGUUCAGAUUUACGAGCUGGAGGAGCAUAAGAUCGAGACCUGGAGAGACAUUUACUUACAAAGUUCCUUCAGGCCCCUGAUCCACCUGUCACCUGGAGACAGUCUCUUCCAUGCCGUGUAUUCCUUAAUCAAGAAUAAGAUCCAUCGCCUGCCUGUGAUGGACCCGGCGUCUGGAAAUAUUCUGCACAUCCUGACUCACAAGCGCCUGCUGAAAUUCCUGCACCUUUUCGGGGACACUCUUCCCAGACCCCGUUUCAUGCGGAGGACCAUUCAGGAGCUGGGAAUCGGGACAUUCCGAGAUAUCGCCGUCGUUCAGGACACGUCUACGGUUUACAGCGCCCUCGAAAUCUUCGUGGAGAGGAGAGUGUCCGCCCUCCCCGUAGUGAACGAGUCGGGGCAGGUGGUCGGACUUUAUUCCCGUUUUGAUGUGAUUCACUUGGCGGCACAGAAGGUGUAUAAUAAUCUGGAUAUAAGUGUCGGCGACGCUCUGCGGCUCCGCAGCCUGUGUCUGGAGGGCGUCCUAAUGUGUUACCCGCACGAAACCCUGGAGGUUGUGAUUGACCGCAUCGUAAGAGAACAGGUGCAUCGCCUGGUGCUGGUGGAUGAAGCGCUCCGUCCUCGUGGGAUUGUAUCGCUAUCGGACAUUCUCCAGGCUCUGGUUUUAACCCCCGCAGGUCUAGACCGGAAUAAUCUGUGAUUACGGAGGCAGAGAGUAUAAAGCCUUCUGCAGCCGCGGAGAUCUGGGGUCAAAGACCUUUCUUUU
Spea bombifrons (plains spadefoot toad) is the source of this 1190-nucleotide messenger RNA. It is a transcript of the gene PRKAG3, whose product is annotated as protein kinase AMP-activated non-catalytic subunit gamma 3. The coding region runs from base 111 to 1124 and encodes 337 amino acids. Lineage: Eukaryota; Metazoa; Chordata; Amphibia; Anura; Pelobatidae. The record is from RefSeq and is a predicted model, not a curated record. The transcript is spliced from 13 exons.